Messenger RNA from Hordeum vulgare subsp. vulgare (domesticated barley), 885 nucleotides. RefSeq lists its product as uncharacterized. The record is from RefSeq and is a predicted model, not a curated record. The transcript has a single exon. Lineage: Eukaryota; Viridiplantae; Streptophyta; Magnoliopsida; Poales; Poaceae. The coding region runs from base 1 to 579 and encodes 192 amino acids.
AUGGAGGAGUGGAGGAAUCUGGCGUUGGCGGCGGCGGGUGAAAGCUUAGCCAACACCAUGACCCGCCACAUGGGUGUAGCGGAGGCCAUCGCUCGCGCCGGCCAGCGGUACCGCCUGGCCGCCGAGGAGUGUCGCGGAUUCGGCCAGGGCGUGCACCCGACGCCCAACGCCGGCGAGCGCGCUUCAGCAGGCGGCGACUUCGUCGACCUCGCCAUCGACCGGAUCAAGAGCAUCAGCAGGUUCCACGCCGUGCGGGGCAGCGUCUUCUCCCUCUGCGUCCGGCGUAUCGGGCUCCAGGGCAUCGGGCUCCACGGCGACGAGGCCCGCCACGCGGAGACGGCGAUGCUGUCGCUGCGUUCCGCCAAGUCGCACGGCCAUGCGGCCCUCCGCGUCUUCGAGCGCAUGCUCAGGCCGCCGUCGCCGCAAGCGGUCGCCCGCGCGUGGGCGCCCGCGGCCGAGCAGCUCCUGCGCCGCGCGAUCAACAAUCUGGACAUGGCGGCGGCCUCCGUGGGGCGGAUACGCCCGGCCAUCGUCGUCGAGUACAAGUACGCCCGGAAGCUUCUGAAUGCCUCCAUAUAGGGGUCGCCGGCUGCGAAGCACCAAUCUCUCUUCUGUUUUCUUCACCAACAUAUUCGCUGCAGGAAGGAGUUGACCUCUCCUCGGUGUCGGUUUUCCGUCGAUCGAGCUUCAGGUUCAAAUUGCCAUGUCGAUCCGUGAUUAGGAGGCGCUACUGUAGUUUCAGUUUGCGCUCAAAGAAUCGAUGUAAUGCUCGGUCGGUCGGUGGAUCUCUUGAAUCUUGAUCAGUUAGUUAGAUAUACAGUUGAGGACAUCUCUUCUUGCUUGAUUGGUAGUACUAAAUCUCUAGAAUCUUGAUCGGUUAAUGAG